Symbiodinium sp. CCMP2456 is the source of this 4218-nucleotide messenger RNA. The record is from the annotation of a GenBank genome assembly. Lineage: Eukaryota; Dinophyceae; Suessiales; Symbiodiniaceae.
AUGGACGCGGACUCCUUCCGCCAGUGCAUCGCGCUGAUCUCAUCACCUUCGCUCCUGCCUGAGCAACGACGAGCUUUGGAGGCAUCGCUGCUUCAGCUUCGGCGAUCUCCUGGUGCUGUUGACGUAUGCUCGCAAGUGCUGUUGGGAAGCGAUGCUUGUGUCUCCUACCACGCUGCCAACACCUUGAAGUAUGCUGUGCUCUUCAGCUGGCCUUACCUGUCGGAAGCGCUCCGCGAGAAGGCCGUGCAUGCCUGGCUCUCGGCCCUGUCACAACCGAAGCACUUGUCGGCUUCGGACUGGCGACCCGUUAAGAACGAAGCACUGGAAGCCAUCGCAUUGUACUUCAAGAAGAUCUACAUCGAAUCUAACGAGUUACCAAGCGGUCCGCACUUCUCCUUGGACGUGGCGGCUGCUUUCUUGUCGGUGCUGCAGGAUGGGAGGAACCUAAGCCUCCUGGCUGCCUCGGUGGAGGCACAGCAAAAGGCACAGCGGCGAUUUGCCCGCUUUGCAUUGCUUCCCUUGCUUCGGGCGGCCGCCGCAGAGGUGCACUGGGAUUGCUUGAUUGCUUGCGCGAACUGCGAGUUUUCAGAGAAGUCCACCGACUGGCAAGCGGCCUGCGCAGAGGUGGCGCUGGCAGUUUCAGCACGCGGAGACUGGGAUUUGGCACUCCAGAUCGCAGCGCAGUGCCCGACACUGCCGGCUAUCUGGAAUCUGGUCGUGGACGCAGCCUCCUCCAGGCCUGCAAACAUAUCUGCGGCUGCGAGCUGUGCUUCGCGAUUGCUUACAGACCCAUCUCCGGGCCAGAGAUCAAGCUUGGCAAGGAUUGCGGCCGGAUUGAUGCAGGUGGACUUCAACAGCGAGGAGGGGUUGUCGAGUUAUGACAGCUUGGUCGCCUUCCUGCAGGUUCUGAGUCGACAGAAGCAGGAUUCGGAGCUUGCAGAUUAUUUGGUAGAAAACUUCUUCCAGCAUAUACUCCUGCAAGCGAAUUUGCCAGAUGCAUAUGAUGAGACUUUGGGUACUUCUGCCGGUACGAGUUCCGGUCAUGACCUGCUGACAUUGAUUGCCAGAAUCGGCCGAGAUUGUCAUAACAUUACCGCUGGUCUUCAGCAACUUCUUUCGCGGCCGCUGGACAAUGAGUUCGCCAUGGACGUCCGGCAUGUGUCCUUGUGCUUUGCAUCCGAGCUCCUGGAGGUUAGCGAUGAAGCUCUGUGCUUAGCUGCGGCAGUCAGCACUCAGACAAAUGGUCUGAGUUCGCCACUACUGGUCGCUGACAGCCUGCGGUUUUUCCAAAGGGUAUGCGCGCGAGGCGUACUGUUUAGUGACAAGGCGCAGAUUUUCAAGGUUGCGCUCGGUCUUCUGAAUGCAGAAGUGGUUUUGGAGGGGCUGGCAGUUCUGACUGAAGUGUCAAAAUCUGCCGACUCGCGAGUGUUAUUUGCGGCACACUUUCAAGAAGUGUGGUCAAACCCUCAGAUGCCGCUAAGUUUGGUGAACGGCUUCUGUCGAUGCAUGCGCAACUGCGCAGCUGUGGCCGAAUUGGUCGCCUUGGCAGGUCCGCUGCGACAGGAUGUGUUGAAGCAGUUGGCUGAGUGGGAUCCCAGAUAUGUUAACGGGCACCAGCUAGCGCUGACAGAACGUCGAUUUGGCGCUUUGGGCGGACUGGCUCCCUUGGGAAAUGAGUUUGAGCAGCCGAUCAUCCAGGCACUGCAGACCAGGCUGUGUGGGCAAUAUCCAGAACACCUGCUGCCGUGUGCUGCACCUUUACUAGCUGCUCUUGCUAAGAGCGGCAGCGAGUGCGGAUUGCGCCUGGCUGACAGCGUAUGCGUGGCAAUGGCAGCUCUCCCAGCCGAAAGUGAGCUGCAAGAGCACACGCUGGACUUGUGUGAAGUUCUAUUAGAAGCUCCAGCAACUUGUGUGAGCGAAGCUUUGGUUGUCCUGUGGACCAAAUGCUGCGACUGUCACAUCCGGCGCUGCUUCGAAUUGAUGAGCAAGGCCCCGCUGACUCAAAGGUCCUUCGAGUGUUUGUCUGUCGGACUUGGCCAUCCAGAUGGACAUAUCCAGCAGCUGGCUGUGCGCGCUCUCACAGACAGACCCUUUCAGGGAGAUGUCUCAGACAUGUUGCCACGUGUCCUGCAGAUUGCGGUCUAUCAGGAUGGACCCCUUCUUGAACGUCUGGCUGAUUUGUUUCUGGUCUAUACAACUGCUUCUGCAUUGAUGGCAGCAGCCAGUAAGCUUGUGGUGGGAAUAACCGACCAUAUCUUGAGGGCGAUGGUGCUGCAGAGCUUGGAGAAGCUAAGCACCCAGCACGAGGAUCCCAAAGCACACUUCUUGCGGUUCGCAAGCGCAACGCAGAAAGCAGUGCUGAUGGGAGCGAGAGAGGCUGCAGAGGCAGUUGCGGACAGGGCUGCCAGGUCCGGGAAGCCUCCCAAAGAAGUGGCACUGGCGGCCAGGGAAGCCACAGUAACCGCAGGGCUCACGAAGGAGAGCCUGAUGGUACAGACAGUCGGCUCCGCCGCAACACGUGCAGUCGCUGCCGAGAUGGCUCGCAAGCAGGCUGGAUGGCACGAAAUCGCAGCUGCAGUUGUCGAGGCCGCCCAGGAGUCCUUGCUCCCAGCGGAGUUCGUGCCGCGCCUGGCGGCCACAGCAGCUGCAGAGCAGGCUGCGAAGGCCGCAGCGAGGCAAAGCAAAUCCGGACACGAGGUGGGACUCGCUGCAGCUGCAGCCACUCAAGCGUGUGGGGUUCCGACAACCUUGGCGGGCGACGUGGCUGGGAGAGCCAUCGCUUCGGCGCUCCUGCCUGCUCCCUGGUACUCACAUGGCUCACCCAGCUUCGCCACCUGGACUGCCGGCUUAAAAGCCUUGCUGACGCAGGCACAGGAGGAGGAAGAUGCUGAGUUCGACCGCCUCGCCCCGCCUGCAUGCGAAUGGCCAGCCUUGAACAAUGUUGUGAAGCUGGGAGUCACGCCGCCUGAAGGGAAGAGCGAGGUGAGUGAUGGUCUCCUCUUGGACGUGGCACGUUUAUCUGCUCAUGCGGCUCGCUUUGCAUUGGCCGCCUACUCCAACAGGCUCUACGGGCUAGUUGCGCCUGGGGCAGCUUGUUUGACACUGGCCUGCUGCAUAUCUGAACGUCGAGCUUUUGUGCGCAUGAGCGGGAUCAGUGACGACGACGUGCUGCUUGCCGAAACGGUGGCUCGUCCAUUUAAACCUGUUUGGUGGAUCUGUCAUGACCGUGCGACCUCCGCGAUCAUGGUCGCCAUUCGCGGCACUUUCAGCAUGUCAGAUGUGCUUUCUGACGUGCUGGCCACACAAGUGCUGUACAAGGAGCAUGUGAUACACGAGGGCGUGCUAGCAAGUGCACGCUGGGUAUACAGCAAAGUGGCCCCAGUUCUGCGCAGAGAGUCGGAAGGAGGGAAGAUUGUCAUCACAGGUCACAGCUUGGGCGGGGCGGUUGCGGCAUUGCUGGCGUGGUUGCUUCGUGAGGAUGCCGGCUUGCCAGCGCGAGCAAUUGUCUUCGGCGUGCCACAGGUCACUGACGAAGCGCUUGCCCGGAAGAUGGCGAGGUUCGUUACCGGCAUCAUCCAUGCGAGGGACAUUAUCCCAAUGCUGUCGCAAAAGUCUGUGGAAGACCUACGCCACCAGGUGGCAGAGGCCGCGCAGACGCCUGAAGAAAAAUUGCUGGAGCUGCAAGCGGUGCUCGCGAAUUUCCAUCUCCCGACCGAGCCGGCGUUAUUGCAAGAUGCUCUCUCGCAGCGGCACUUUCAGGCUCCAAGCCCUCGACGUCAUACAAGCACUUCCACUUCUACGACAGUGUACGAAGAUGCUCCUAGUGACGUUGCAGAGCUGCCUGCGAUUCCGAUGCACAAUCCAGGAUGGCAGCUGCACUUAAGAAGACGUGCGCUUGGGGCACGAAGCCGCGAGUUCAAGCCCAUCCUGUGGAGAAGUUCGAUGGAGGACUUCCUGAUCACCGUCUCUACGCCCACAACAGCUUCUAUGCAACGAGUUCGUCCGGCUUGGACUAUGUGGCAGGAUCAUUGGCCGCAGGCCUACCUCUAUGCAUGCGAGGCUCUGGCUGAACGCCUUGCUGCGGUCGAGCCCUCAAUCAGCAACCUGGGUUUACCGCAAGCUGCACGGGUGCAGGCCGGCGGUGCGCGCGCUGGGUGCGAUUUGCGACAGGCUCUGUGCCGAGUCGAAAGCUACUUUGAGCCUUCAGCAUCGCUGUGA